CAUUAACAAAGACAUUUUACUUGACACAAAAAAAACAUUUAAAUCUUGAAGAAAGAGAGAGAGAGAAUCUGUUAUGUAGCUCUGUGUUCGAUUGAUCUUCCUGCUGUGAUCGAUGUGAUUUUAUUUGAUCUUGCACUUUCCACAGAGACAAUUUAUUAUGUAAUAUUAACAUUAUUAUAUAUGUGUAACAGAUUUAUUAUGGUUGUGUAAUUAUCAUUAAAAAUCCCCUUCUUUUCUAACCACUAGCUCGUUACGCUCAGAUCACUUCCUGUUGAGGCGAGAGGAGUUUAUCUCGUGGCUGAACGAGCCCUUUAAUGCAAAUAUUGUUGAUGUUUAACAAUAUAUUUUGAAUUAAAUAUGUUCUUGUUUCGUUAGACACACUCUGCACGGCGGGAUUACUAAAAUGUUUGUGACUGUAUUAGAGGUUAGCGCCUGUUAGCAUGCCUUGCAAACUCUUCGUUUGCCAACAGGUUGAUGUAAAUACAGACAACUACCAAACACAUGUUCACAAUUAAUAUUCUGUUUAUGCGGGUAUGUUGUCAUUUCAUGUACAGUCAUCAUGUGAGGCAUAUUAUGUUUGUCUUGUUAGCCUUAUGUUUAGAAGUACAUCAUGGAGAUGGUGGUCUAGUGGGUUAAACCACUGAACUGAUAAAUCAAAGGUUGCUGGUUCUAUCCCAGCAGCCACCACCAGUGUGUCCUUGAGCAAGACACUUUACUCCAUGUUGCUCCAGGGGGAUUGUCCCUGUAAUAAGUGCACAGUAAGUCGCUCUGGAUAAAAGCGUCUGCCAAAUGACUAAAUGUAAAUGUAAGUAUAAUUCGCUCGGAUCAAAAAAAAAUUCGCUCGGAUCACUUCCGUUUGAGGCGAAAUCUCGUGUCUGAACGAGCGAUUUAAUGGAUGAUGUAAAUACAGAGAGAUACGAAACACAUGUUCACAAAUAAUAUUUUUGAUCCGGAUCAAACCUUUAGUUUGGGUUUUUCAGAAAUUUUUUGUAGGAUUUGGAUCACUUUGAUCCAAAAAAUCUGGAUUAAACUGAUCCCAUCAGAAGGGUGGAUUCAGUGUGGAUUUCAUGGCCAAAAUGUAAUGAAAACUUUAAAAAUGUAUCAAAUAAUACUAUAUUUGGAUCAUGCAGUAUCUUACAAGUAUCUUAUUUAUUCAUAAGGUUUUAAUUUUAUUUGUUCAUCCAUCAGGCUACAGUGAUUAGGUAAUCUUUAACGUAUUCAGCCUUUCAGUAUGGGCCUACAGCAAAGUAGAAAGAGUUUGGCCUCAUAAAAUAAUCCUCCAAACAGCUGUCAAAAGUGACCAAAACAAUACAUUUUAUUCUGUCACUAAUUGAUAUAUAUAUUCAUCACAAUUGAUUUUUUUUGUUUUUAGAAUAUUUGUUAGUGAUGCAUGCAAUGAUUACAGAAUAACCAAAAAAAUGCAAAGAAUGGCAAUCACUGAUUUUUGAAAUCCAAAACAAAUCCAAAUCAGAAAUAGUGUCUAACUAUUUUGUCCCUUGUUGCACGUCCUGUUUGCUCGUUCUGGCAGAAUGCAGGAGGUUGGUUAGGGUCUCCAAGGGGCUCAGGUGCAUCAUUGUCAGCACAGAGAGGGACAUUGCCCUUAGUAGCGAUGUUGUGCACGACAAUACAGGCAAGGGUUAUGUUGCAUGCUUUCUGUGGUUCCGCUCUCAGGUAGUUAAGGCAUGCAAAGCGCAUCUUAAGAACUCCAUUUAAACGCUCAAUUGCACAUCUUGCUCUGCAAUGAGCAGUGUUGAAGCAUGCCUGCGCCGGUGUAUUUGCUGUUAGAAAAGGAGUCAUCAGCCAUGGUAGGAGGUUAUCCAGCACUGGUUAUCCAGAUUUGGUGAUCCUGAAAAGUUCCUAUCCGGAUCAGAUUGAUCCAAUCCGAUGUUGCUUUAAAAAACUGGCUCCAAAAGUAAACUGGAUUACGUUAUCACGGAUCGCAAAAAAAUGAUUACUAAAUAAGGAUCAAUUUUAUCCGGAUUAAACCUUUUGAAAAACCGGGCCCAGGGCAUUGAUUGUAAGAGUCCAUUUAUUUUUCAAUAAUACUGAAGAAAUCCAGUUGUGUUACAAAGGAGGCGCUAAAGUGACAUCUAGUGGCCACCUGGGGAAGCGCCAAAAUGGUUUGUUCAUUUGACGAAGAAAAGUGCGUCAUCAGUUGUGUCGAUCGACUUGACCUGCAGAUAUCUUCUAGAGGUCUAUAUGACAUCUGACUGCAGACGUCUCAGAGAUGUAAGGGAGAUGAGCAAACAGCAUCUGCCAGAUGUCUUGCAGCUAUCAAAUAGACGUCUGCCAGAUGUACGUGUGAUAUCUGGGGGGCGGCCACUAACUGACACACACACACACAGUAUAGAUGGUCUCAGGUUUGACACACAGUGAUGACAAACAAGCAGAAAGUCAACCACACCUCUCCACCUCCUGUCAACUUCAGUCAGGAUACGACAACACGUUUCUUUAAGUGCUUUGAAACAGCAGUAAUGCAACACAGUCCACUAGUGUUUAUUUAUUCAGUCUUUUAGAGAGUUAUUAUUUCACAACAGAAAAUGCUUUACACAUCUUUUGUGUUGUGCUUGUGGACUCUGAUCGGUGUGUUUGGUGAUGAAGUGAAGUCAGUGUCAGUGAUGGAGGGACAUUCUGUUACUCUACACACUGAUACUCAACUACACAAACAUGAUCUGAUCGAGUGGAGGUUUGGUGUUCAGGGCUCAGUUAUAGCUAAACUGAACAGAGAAGCAAAUAAAACGUCAUUUAUCAGUGAGAGAUUGAAGAAUCAUUUACAGUUGGAUCAUCAGACUGGAUCUCUCAUCAUCACAAACAUCACAACUCAAAACACUGGACUUUAUAAAGCUGAGAUCAUUGGAAAUACUUUUCAAAACAAACACUUCAAUGUUACUGUCUAUGCUGGUCUGUCUGUUCCUGUCAUCUCCAGAGUCUCUUCUCAAUGUUCUUCAUCAUCUUCAUCAUCAUGUUGUUGUGUGUUGUGUUCAGUGAUGAAUGUGUCACAUGAUGUGAGUGUCUCCUGGUACAAAGGAAAGAGUUUAUUGUCCAGCAUCAGUGUGUCUGAUCUCAACAUCAGACUCUCUCUACCUCUGGAGGUGGAAUAUCAGGACAACAACACAUACAGAUGUGUGGUCAACAAUCCCAUCACAAACCUCACACAACAUCUACACAUCUCUCAACUCUGUCACACGUGUGAAGGUUGUGUCUGCUGUUGUGGUUUUACUGAAGCUGUGAUCCGAUUGGUCGUCUCUGCUCUGGUGGGCGUGGCUACUGUUGCUAUUCUGGUUUAUGACGUCAGAUCCAGACGAGAAUCCGCAUCAACCUCUGAUGAAUCAGAUUAUCAAAAACAAGAAAGAUAUUUUUUAAAUAAUAUUUUUUAAUCAAAAACAUCAAAUCAACUUCAUUAAAACAUUAUCUAUAUCGUCUUA
Messenger RNA from Triplophysa dalaica, 3425 nucleotides. Its product is annotated as carcinoembryonic antigen-related cell adhesion molecule 3-like. The record is from RefSeq and is a predicted model, not a curated record. The coding region runs from base 2541 to 3377 and encodes 278 amino acids. The transcript is spliced from 4 exons. Lineage: Eukaryota; Metazoa; Chordata; Actinopteri; Cypriniformes; Nemacheilidae.